GGGCGGGGCUCGGCCGGACGGCGGUUGCUGGGCGGAUCUGCGGUGUGGCCGGUGGGCUUCUGUUCUUCGGCUCGUCCACGAUUCAUGAAACUUCGCUAAAGAUGUCUAAGCAACAACCAGCUCAGUUUAUAAAUCCAGAAACUCCUGGCUAUGUUGGAUUUGCAAAUCUUCCCAACCAAGUUCACCGAAAAUCAGUGAAAAAAGGUUUUGAGUUCACACUAAUGGUGGUCGGUGAAUCGGGUCUAGGAAAGUCAACUCUCAUCAACAGCCUGUUCCUGACCGACCUCUACCCAGAGAGAGUCAUCCCGGGAGCUGCAGAGAAAAUUGAAAGAACUGUCCAAAUUGAGGCUUCGACUGUUGAGAUUGAAGAGCGAGGGGUCAAGCUGCGCCUGACAGUGGUGGACACACCCGGCUAUGGGGACGCUAUCAACUGCAGGGACUGCUUUAAGACAAUCAUCUCCUACAUUGACGAGCAGUUUGAGCGGUACCUGCACGACGAGAGUGGCUUGAACAGACGCCACAUCGUGGACAACAGGGUGCAUUGCUGCUUCUACUUCAUUUCCCCCUUCGGACAUGGGCUUAAGCCCUUAGAUGUUGCGUUUAUGAAGGCGAUACACAAUAAAGUCAAUAUUGUGCCUGUCAUUGCCAAAGCUGACACUCUCACUCUAAAGGAGCGGGAGCGCUUGAAGAAAAGGAUUCUGGAUGAAAUUGAAGAGCAUAACAUCAAAAUCUAUCACUUACCUGAUGCAGAGUCAGAUGAAGAUGAAGAUUUUAAAGAGCAGACUAGGCUUCUCAAGGCCAGUAUCCCGUUCUCUGUGGUGGGAUCCAACCAGCUGAUUGAAGCCAAGGGCAAGAAGGUCAGAGGCCGCCUGUACCCGUGGGGUGUCGUGGAGGUAGAGAACCCGGAGCACAACGACUUUCUGAAGCUGAGGACCAUGCUCAUCACUCACAUGCAGGACCUACAGGAGGUGACCCAGGACCUUCACUACGAGAACUUCCGUUCUGAGAGGCUCAAAAGAGGCGGCAGAAAAGUGGAAAAUGAGGACAUGAAUAAAGACCAGAUCUUGCUGGAAAAAGAAGCUGAGCUGCGCCGCAUGCAGGAGAUGAUUGCCCGGAUGCAGGCCCAGAUGCAGCUGCAGCUGCAGGGCGGGGAUGGCGAUGGCGGGGCCCAUGGGCAGCUGGCCUGAGAAAACACUUUGCAAGAUAAAGAAAACAUUGCGGAUCAGGAACACCAGCUCUGAGUUUUCAAGAAGCCUGUCCACAUUUUCCAGUGCCUGUGGCCUGACAAAUUUUUUUUUUUUUUAAUUUUUGAUGUGUUCUUUUGUAUGCAAUACUUUUAAACAAUUGUAUUCAUUGCUAGGGUCUACUUCUGUUUUGUGAGCAAACCUUGCAUUUUCAUUUUCUUUCACCUUAACUAACCACUAAUGUUAGAAUUGAUUUCCAGGAGCAGCCAGCAUGUGUAGUUAAUAUGAUUUGGCUAGCCUAACCAACUAGUCAUUGAGGAGCAUUCUUGAUUUAUUUCUAGAACAUUCAGAUUUCCCCAGAAUGUUCCUGAGUUGUAGAGACAUGGACCUCGUGACAUAGGAGGUACAAGGCCAUUUACUUAGCAGGAUGCGCCAUGUGGGGUUCAUCCCCGCCUUUCUUCUGUUUGAGAACAACACCUAAAACCAGUUUUGCUGCUAUAAUUCAGUACCAUUAGUUCAUCUACACACUUGUCUGUUUACCAAAUAAAACAGUAGAGUUAUCUAACAAGAUACAUGUUUAUACUUAAAUAGCUUUCUUUUGAAGCACAGGCUUUUAGGGGUAAAUUUUAAGAAGUCUCUGGAUUCUUAUGCUAGGUCAUUUUUAAACCACUAUGCAGAGAACUUGCCACAAGCCACUUUUUUUAGUGUUCUCCACGAAUGCUAGUUAUGCUCUGCUCCGGAAAACAUCAGCGUACCUGUGAGCUCCAGUUUUCAUAUCACAACUAAGAUUCUUACCAACACAAUGAGAGUCAAUGAACUGUUUUUACUCAACUAAAUUAAAAAAUAACUUUUUAAGGAAAAUUAACAAUUGAUCUGUUCAGAAACUAACCUUUUGUACUUUUAUACUGCACUUUAAUAUAUUUUCUGUAGCUGCAGGUUUAGAAGACCUGCCUCAGCAGUGGAAAUUAGGGUCCUAUGGGUGGGUGGGUGCCUCUGAACCCAGACCUGUCUUACAGUCCCUGAGGCCUUCGCCCCAUGCAACCCAAAAUGCCAACCAGCUUUUCCCAAUUUGGCUUUCCUUUAACUUUUUUGAAUGGUUUUCUGAAAGGCAAAUAGCAGUGGUCAUUUUUUAUGUGUAGGCUAUCUCAUCCAUUCAUUAUAUGCAAUACAAUUUCUCCGUGUGUCAUGUAAGAAUGAAAGACGUUUCAGAUCUGCACCGUGGGCUGGUGGGCAGGUGCUGCCAGUCACAGCUGCACCUGUGGAUUUCCUGUGCUUUGGCCUUGGCCCCCCUCCCUCCUGCUGUGUCCUCUGCUGUGCACUCCGAGGGUGCUGGUGUUCCAGGGCUGCCCUCCUUCAGCAUUUCUACUGACGUUGGGAAAUGGGUCCCCAGAAAGUGACUGGUGAAGGGGACCUGGAGGGAACCAGGUGCUGGUUCAGUAUUUUCAUUUUUUGCUCUAACAGGAGGGGUUGAGAUAGAGAAAAUGCUUGAUCUGAGGAUGAGAAGCGUUUUCUGUUUUGGCCAAAAAAUGAAAUGAGGUCAAAAUAUAUUACAAAAGUGUACUACAGAAAAUAAUACGAUAUCCUUGCUAACUUGGCCUCUUCACUGUUGCAUAAUUGUGAAUGGUCAGUAGCUUUAGGUAUGGGCACAUUGUGCAAAGGUUUUACCAAGAAAAAGUGUUCCACGACUUUCAAGGCCAGUCAUGUGGGUUAUUUUGGCAUUGAUCAACCGUGUUAGUAAAAGCUGUUUAAAGGGAGGCAGGGGGACAUUUCCAAGAGGUCGGUAUCAGCCCUGUGUGCAUUUGAGUAAACUGCUUAGGGCUGGCUGCCCCAGUAAUGGUUAGACGCGAGGGUAUACCUUCACUGUUACCCUUUUAUAUCCCCUUUUGUUGCCCAUACCUAAAUACACACUUUUGCUAGUAGAUAAUUGCUCUUUUACUAAGAGAUAAUCUUUACCUAUUGAAAUGUAUUUUGAAAACUUAUUUUACACAGCAAUUUUGUAUCCAUUGAAACUAACCUUUAACCAAUAAAGCACUAUUGAUAAGA
Hipposideros armiger (great roundleaf bat) is the source of this 3227-nucleotide messenger RNA. RefSeq names its product septin 2 (gene SEPTIN2). The record is from RefSeq and is a predicted model, not a curated record. Gene Ontology annotation, biological process: cell division. Lineage: Eukaryota; Metazoa; Chordata; Mammalia; Chiroptera; Hipposideridae. The transcript has 13 exons. Bases 102 to 1187 code for a protein of 361 amino acids. Gene Ontology annotation, molecular function: GTP binding.